Molecule: messenger RNA, 576 nt
Organism: Microthlaspi erraticum
Lineage: Eukaryota; Viridiplantae; Streptophyta; Magnoliopsida; Brassicales; Brassicaceae
Source: the annotation of a GenBank genome assembly
AUGAUGGAGAAUUGGGAACACCAGAAGACGACGAACGAAACCGUCACGGAGCAUUUCGAUAAGAUAAAGGCGACCAUGUCGCAAAUCAUGGAGACCUUGGCGCGGAUGGAGGCGAAUCAGCGUUUCAAUUCGGUUCACCGGAACAAUAUCACUUCACCGUCUGGUGUUCGUGAGGUGCGUAAUCCUAAUCAGUCGGAAACUGGGGAAAAUCAGUCGUUAGGUUAUCGGAAAGCUAGUAAUGCUUUAGAAAAUCAGAAUGGUAUGUCAAAGAAAAUUGAGUUUCCAAUUUUCGAUGGAUCAUAUCCGUAUAGCUGGAUUUCGCUCGCGGAAAGGUUUUUUCGUCUGGGAAAUUACAGUGAUGAUGAGCGAUUGGAUUUGUUGUCGAUGAACUUCCAAAGUUCAGUUCUGAAUUGGUUUCAUUUGGAAAUUAAGAGAGAACCUUUUCGUGAUUGGCUGCAAUUCAAGCGACGAAGGAUAGCACGAUUUAGCACAACCAAGAAGCAGUCUCCAUCAGCUGUGAUUCUUAAAAAGGAUUCAGUUUCAGAGAUUGUUCAAGAGUUAAAUCAGUAUGUCUAA